AUGGUUUUUCAUUCUCUUCUUCAACUGCCAUCGGUGCUGCAUAUUUUACCACAAAUUGCAAAAAGAGAAUGUAGAGAGCCUGUAGUCCACAUAUCCAGUAGUCAUCGACGCCAGGCUUCAUUCAUUCUAGGUGUUCCAACUGUCAAACGUAAAAAAGAAAGUUAUAUCUAUCAAACUAUCAAAUCGAUUAUAAGUAGUACGUCGCCAAGUGAUCUUGAUGACACCGUAAUUGUUAUUUAUAUUGGUGAAAGGAAUAAUGAGGACAGAAAACAGCUUGCUACUGAAUUAUCAACUGCUUUCGAUUCUCAUAUACAGACUGGAUUAAUUGAUAUUAUCGCUCCACCAGCCUGCUAUUAUCCUGAUUUCGACAAAAUUCCUGCUAAUCUUGGAGAUAAACGUGCUCAAUUUAAUUGGCGUAGUAAGCAAAACUUAGAUUUUGCCUAUCUAAUGAUGUAUGCUACAAGUCGAGGCAAGUAUUACGUUCAACUGGAAGAUGAUAUUAUAGCUGCCGAUAACUUUAUCACUUCAAUGAGGAAUUAUAUCCACAUGCAAAAUCCUGAAUGGUUCCUAAUUUGGUUUUCCCAAUUAGGUUUUAUUGGGAAAUGUUUCAAAACGUCUGAUCUUCCAUUUUUUGUCAAUUUUUUAUACCUAUUUUACAGAUUUAAACCUUGCGAUUGGCUACUUGAUCAUGCUAUAUACUGUAUGACUGGUUGUUCUUUCAAUGUAAGAAAGCAAAUUUGCCAUCGUGAACGAAAUGCCUUAGUUAAACAUUAUCGACCAGCUUUAUUUCAACAUGUUGGCAAGUACUCAUCCUUGACUGGUAAGAUACAACGCUUGAAGGAGAAAAAUUUUGUCCACUCUCAAAAAAAGAAUUUAUUCAUUCCUCAUCAAAAUAAUCCAACAGCUAAUAUGACUACGUCCAUCAAGGCUAGUGAUAAACAUACACUAGAACAAGCUUACAACGGCUUAUCCUAUUUUUGGGGUAUCAAACCGAUUAAAGGUGAUUACAUGAAAUUUCACUUUAAUCCACCUGUCAAGCUUAAAACAGUUACUAUUGAUUCCGGUAACUAUCAACAUCCUUCAGAUUUACUAACAAAUGCAAAGGCAUCAAUACUCAAAGCUGGCCGAGAAGAUAAAAUCGAAAAUUAUCAGACUGUUUCAGAUUUUGUUCAUGGGUCGAUUCAAUUUCAAUUUAUCGCUCACAAAAUCACCUAUGCUAUUGCCGCGUUUCGAAUUGAUAUCUUGCAAGACGCUAAAAGUUGGACGUUAAUUAAAGAGAUUUUCUUUGAUGUCCUAUAA
Trichoplax adhaerens is the source of this 1299-nucleotide messenger RNA. RefSeq lists its product as uncharacterized. The transcript has a single exon. Gene Ontology annotation, molecular function: acetylglucosaminyltransferase activity. The coding region runs from base 1 to 1299 and encodes 432 amino acids. Gene Ontology annotation, cellular component: Golgi stack; endoplasmic reticulum-Golgi intermediate compartment; endoplasmic reticulum. The record is from RefSeq and is a predicted model, not a curated record. Gene Ontology annotation, biological process: protein N-linked glycosylation. NCBI's taxonomy places the organism in Eukaryota, Metazoa, Placozoa, Uniplacotomia, Trichoplacea, Trichoplacidae.